AUGAUUUCACUAACUUUAUCCUUUAUCUACCACUCACAAUACUUUCAAUUAUUUCUUGAAUCCGUAACAAUGGCGUCUUCGGGAUACGCUAUGGUGGUCUUGUUUGCUUUGAUCGUUGGAUCUCAUUUGAUUCAGUCACAUCUGGAUCACCGACGACAUCUUUGCAUCUUGACUGAGUCGCCUCUAUUGCGCAUUGCGGCUGCUCCCACGAGCUCCCAUACUUCAUCACCUACUGAAACGCCUUUAGACUAUCCACCAGCUCCUCCUAACUCUCCUAACUCUGUGUCUACCGACGGAUUUCCGGCAUCGUUUCAUUCUGGCUCACUCGUUCCUACCAAAUCUCUUACUACGUGA
This is a messenger RNA of Lactuca saligna, 354 nucleotides long. The record is from the annotation of a GenBank genome assembly. Lineage: Eukaryota; Viridiplantae; Streptophyta; Magnoliopsida; Asterales; Asteraceae.